AGGCCGUUCUUGGGCCGAGGUCGGCAGAGGGCGCCGCCGCGCCACCCGCCCGGUUCCCGCGGUGCUCCAGCGGAGCCCCAUAUGUCGACCGUGGAGGAGCGCCUGGCCAGCCUCGAGGCGCAGGUGGCGGCGCUGUCCGCCACGGCAGGCGGCGGGGAUGGCGCCGGCAAGAGGCAGGGCCCCUCGGGCAGCGGCGAUGCCCAGAUCCUGAAGAAGGUGUCGACGAGGCUGCAGGACUUCGAGGCCCAGCUCACGGCCCAGCUCGGCAACAUGCAGAGCGACUUCGACAAGAAGCUCUCGCACGUGAGCCGGGGCGCGGCCUCCAUGAAGCCGCUGGACGGCGCCGGGGCGUCGGCGGGACUCGACACCAUGGCGGAGGACCUCGACCAGCUCAAGUUUGACGUUGGUGAGCUCAAGGACCUCCUGAGCAACAACAAAGGUGAGGUCAACCACGUGCGCCGCAUCGUCCUCGCGUGCGAGCGCGACAUGGAGGACUUCACCGCUGCCAUGGACGCGGUCAACGUCGACCUCGACGAGAUGCGCGCGCGCGUCGACGCGACACACUCCAUCAUCACAAGCCGUCAACGCGUGGAGGCCACGAUGACCGCUGAGAUCUCCACCAUGAGGCUCGACAUCGGCGACAUCCAGGAGGCCCUGAAGAACCACGACUCGUGGAUGGAGGAUGUCUCCAACACCUUGCAGCAGAUGCAGGAGAAGGAGGAGAACCUGACAGAGGACAUCAUCAACUUGAAGAACGAGAUGAACACCAAGCUGGACACCAAGGUCGACAACGUGGCCUGGAAGGAGGCAAACGACGACCUGGACGCGGCCGUGAAAACAGUGAGGGACAUGGUCUCGUCCCUGCGGCUGGACGUGGAUGCGCGCCGUCGGAAGGUGGACGAGAUCUUGGCAACCAUCAGGCACGACAUCACGGCCGUCGAGACCAACCUGGAGGAAUCCAAGGCGAAGAUCACGAGCGACACGGACCAGGCCGUGAACGCGCUGAACGGCCGGAUCGACUUCACGAACAAGGACUUAGCGGCCACGCAGGAGAGCCUGCACACCACCCAGAACUCGCUAAGCGACUGCUUCAACGAGGUGGCCGUGGUCCGGAGCGACCUUGAGCGCAACGUGGCCGACACCGAGGCCCGCCUCAAGAACGACGUGCGCCAGAAGCAGCAGGAGGCCUUCGAGAAGGUCGCGGCGGUGGAGCAGCAGGCCGAGCUCCGGAGCGCGGAGGCCUCGCGGCGCCUGGGCGCGCUGGACCUGCGCAUGAGCGGCGUGCAGGGUGGCCUCGGCGAGCACAAGCGCGACAUCCUGAAGCUGCGCGAGGAGGUGAACGGGCUCACCGUCAAGAGCGCGUCGCACGAGGUGGACAUCCAGAGGAACAGCGACGCCAUGCGCAAGAUGGAGAAGCAGCGCAACAUGGACGAGCAGAACUGGAAGGCGCAGAUGGACGCGGUACACGACGUCCUCGACACCAAGGUGAACGAGAAGCCGUUCGAGGACUUGAAGCACUGCACCGCCUCCCUCACAAAAGGCGUGGUCAAGUUUGCCCAGGUCGUCGGAGUCUUCCCCGGCCCGAAGUUCGACGAUGCCGAGGGCGGGGAUCAGGGCGAGGCAGACGUCGAACUGCUGGGCUGGGAGGAGUGCGCGGAGAACAUGUCCUUCCGCGUGGACAAAGCGUGGCGGCAGCGAUGCUCGCAGCGCUUCCGCAACGUGCUGGACAUGGUCGCCAAGAAGGCUGACCACAGCGUCCUGCGGCUGCUGCAAAUCUCUCAGCAGCAUAUCGAGUCACAGCUGGAGAGCGCGUCAAGCACGAGCGCGAACUCUGGAAGGAGGUGGUGGAGCGCCGGCAGCAGCAGCCGAUGCAGCUGGCGCUGGGCGCCAAGGAGGCGGGGCCCGGCGGGGCUGGACCGCCGAGCGCCCGGGCACUGCGCGCCUGAGGCGCGGGGCUCGGCGGGGGCGCGCGGAGCUGCUUCGGCGGUGCAGGCACCCUUCCACCCCUGCCUCCUCGGUCCCUCCUCGGCCACUCUCGUUGGCCGCGCCCCGCUCGAGAAUUUGGACGCCCGAACUGGGUACGGAAGAAUUGGGUACAAUGCCCAACAACAAAUGUUGUCCCUAACCAACAGCGGCCGCUGUUGGGCGGGCGACCUUCUGUCUCGAAUGGACCCAGGCCGCGGCGGCGUGGACAGCGAAUCCUGUUCAAAACGAACAGGAACUGCUGUUGGGCACCCUUACACCCCUGCCUCAUCGACCCGGGCUGUGCCACGCCAUGCUUCGUCGGCGAAUAUAACAGGUUCGCCGCUCUUGAACAUCGACCUCUGAUGUUCGCCCCUCGCCAUCUCGCCCCCCUGCGCUUGCUCCCACGCCGCAUUGGCAUGGGCGCCUCUGGAUCGGCGCGCCGCCCGCCAGUGGCGGCCGCAUCCGCUGACGUGUGCGCCGAGUUUCGCUCGGAGUCCAGCCGAAAUCUGGAUGGACACCGGCGUUCUUUUUACUCCCCGCCGCGGUUUUCGGAGGAGGACGGGGCUUGGCGUCCGCAGAAGGCACUUUCCGGCCAGGAGCCUUCGCUUGGCGUGGCGCGCCGCCGGUUCUGGCCCACGCUUCGGCGCGGCACGCCCUCGUCGUUAGCGUUCCCGAGCCUGCCGCCCCAUGGAGCGGAGCGACACGCGAUCCGCUCCCAGGGCAUAGCGCAUCGCCGUGGCCGCCGCCGCGACACGCAGCCCAAAAGCUCCUGCCGUAUACUUCACCACAACCACCCUGCCUAGCCAGGGCAACCCUGGGCCCCCCGGGUGGUGCGUAGACCCUCGUGGCCUCGGCCAGGAGGGCGUGUCCACCAUGCCAGGGCCCAGGAUGGCCCUUGGCCAGGGAGGGUGGUAGCGUCCAAGUGUUCUAUGCGCAUAGC
Prorocentrum cordatum is the source of this 2905-nucleotide messenger RNA. NCBI's taxonomy places the organism in Eukaryota, Dinophyceae, Prorocentrales, Prorocentraceae. The record is from the annotation of a GenBank genome assembly.